This is a messenger RNA of Arctia plantaginis, 1170 nucleotides long. Lineage: Eukaryota; Metazoa; Arthropoda; Insecta; Lepidoptera; Erebidae. The record is from the annotation of a GenBank genome assembly.
AUGAAACAGUUACUUAAAACCGUCAAAAUUAGUAAGAAAAUGGUUGGAUCCCGGGUGUACGUGGGCGGACUGCCAUUUGGCGUCCGCGAAAGGGAUUUAGAAAAGUUUUUUAAAGGCUUCGGCAGAAUAAGAGACAUCCUUAUCAAGAAUGGCUACGGAUUUGUCGAAUUUGAAGAUUAUCGAGACGCAGAUGAUGCUGUUUAUGAAUUAAAUGGAAAAGAAUUACUUGGAGAGAGGGUGGUGGUGGAGCCGGCCAGGGGCAUCGACCGCAGCGCCGACCGUUACCGCCGCGACCGCUACUACGAGCGCGACCGCGCCCGGUCGCGAUACGAUGACUACAACAAUUAUAGAUACGGACCGCCGACGCGCACCGAGUAUCGACUAAUCGUCGAAAAUCUGUCUAGCCGCAUUAGCUGGCAGGACUUGAAGGAUUAUAUGCGUCAAGCUGGUGAAGUUACUUAUGCUGAUGCACAUAAACAACACCGGAAUGAAGGUGUGGUAGAAUUCGCUACACAUUCUGAUAUGCGUGCGGCUAUCGAGAAGUUAGAUGGAACUGAGCUCAACGGGCGCCGGAUCCGUCUGGUUGAGGCAGGCCGCUCGUCGCGUCGUAGGACACGCUCGUCUUCGAGCCGCAGCCGCAGCCGCUCUCGCACACGUCGCAGCCGAUCCAGAUCUCGUUCCCGUCGCUCGUCUCGCAGUCGCUCCCGCUCCAAAUCCCGUCCGAAGAGCAAGAGCCCCGUGGCCAAGUCACGUUCAAGAUCGCCUUCUAAGGAUCGCAGUCGUUCGAAGUCGCGGUCUCGGUCGGCGACACGCAGGUCUGACCGUCGCUCGGCGUCCCGUAGAUCCGAACGUCGCUCCGGCUCGCCGCGCGGCUCGGCCGACAGGAACGGCGACAAAUCCCCCUCCCGGUCUAAAUCCCGAUCGCCGAAAGCUGCAUCCAAGGAAAGGUCUCGAUCUCGCAGCAAGGAAGCGACUUCUCCGAAACGUGAGGAAGAACGUCGCGCCACCAAAUCCAGGUCCCGCUCUCGCUCCCGGUCGCGCUCUGGGUCUCGCGACCGCUCGGCGUCCCGGGACCGCUCCCGGUCGCGUUCGCGCUCCGCCUCCCCGCGACAGAACGGCGACGCGCCCGACCGCGCGAGUACGGACCGCUCCCCGCGCAGUGGCGAAUAG